CCCCCGGCCCGCCCCGCGGCGCAUUGUGGGAUCUGUCAGACUGUCGGAUGGUGGAGGACACCGCGCUCCGUCAUGGCAAUCCAGCCGAGCUCUGCCCUGCUGGCCUCCCUGGGGGUGGGGCUGCUCAGCCUGCUCGGCCUGGCUCUGGGCUCCUACUUGGUUCGGAGGUCUCGCCGGCCUCAGGUCACUCUCCUGGACCCCAGUGAAAAGUACCUGCUGCGACUGCUGGACAAGACGACUGUGAGCCACAACACCAAGAGGUUCCGCUUUGCCCUGCCCACCGCCCACCACAUUCUGGGGCUGCCUGUGGGCAAACAUAUCUACCUCUCUGCGCGAAUUGAUGGCAGCCUGGUCAUCAGGCCAUACACUCCUGUCACCAGUGAUGAGGAUCAAGGUUACGUGGAUCUUGUCAUCAAGGUCUACCUAAAGGGUGUGCACCCCAAAUUUCCUGAAGGAGGAAAGAUGUCUCAGUACCUGAAUAGCCUGAAGAUUGGGGACGUGGUAGAGUUUCGGGGGCCAAGUGGGCUGCUCACUUACGCUGGGAAAGGGCAGUUUAACAUUCAGCCCAAUAAGAAAUCUCCACCAGAACCCCGCGUGGCGAAGAGACUGGGAAUGAUUGCCGGCGGAACAGGAAUCACCCCAAUGCUGCAGCUGAUCCAAGCCAUCCUGAAAGUCCCUGAAGAUCCAACCCAGUGUUUUCUGCUUUUUGCCAACCAGACUGAAAAGGACAUCAUCUUGCGGGAGGACUUGGAGGAACUGCAGGCCCAACAUCCCAACCGCUUUAAGCUCUGGUUCACUCUGGAUCAUCCACCGGAAGGUUGGGCCUACAGCAAGGGCUUUGUGACUGCCGACAUGAUCCGGGAGCACCUGCCCGCCCCAGGAGAUGAUGUGCUGCUGCUGCUUUGUGGGCCACCCCCAAUGGUGCAGCUGGCCUGCCAUCCCAACUUGGACAAACUGGGCUACUCACAAAAGAUGCGAUUUACAUACUGAGCAUCCCCCAGCUUCCCUGGUCCCAUUCCCUACAAUUGUCCCCAGGCAGUACUCAAGCACUAUAAGCCGUAGAAUCCUUUCCUAAGAGUAUCAGCAUUUUGUGUCUCACUCUGGAGCUGAAAUCUGGAUGGUACCUGCAAGAACAACAUUCCUGUGGCCAUAGAAGAAGGCCAAGACUGAGUCAUUCUUUAGAAGGCCCCCCCAAAUCUCCCUGUGAUAGAAGAUCCAGGUGAGGCUCAUGAAGCUGUCUCUUCCACGGGGUAAGAAAAGAAGGGAGCAGGUAUAUUUGCUCCAAGACUAGUUCCUUGAUAGCAUCACACUCCCACCUUCUUUGUGUCUGUGAUGCAAGGAACAGUCUGUGCAAUGGGUUUUAUUUACUAUUCAGUGUUUAACCUAUGGGCAAAUUCUAGGUAUGUGAGUGUGAGUUGAGCAGACUUCUAGAGGGGGCAGGAGAGGAGGAAAUGGUUUUUUCAGACCUUCAGACCUCUGAGAAAGGAAUCUGAACUAUGUAUUUUUGUGUCUGCAUCUCUCAGCCCCUGCCCAGGCUCGAGAGAAAUGGCUACCAGUAAUCUAAGGCUGCUGCUUGUGGCAGGAACCUCUGGCUAUGCAAAUAAACAGAGCUGUGGCCCCUGUGUGAUACCUA
Lemur catta (Ring-tailed lemur) is the source of this 1633-nucleotide messenger RNA. RefSeq names its product NADH-cytochrome b5 reductase 1. Lineage: Eukaryota; Metazoa; Chordata; Mammalia; Primates; Lemuridae. The record is from RefSeq and is a predicted model, not a curated record. Gene Ontology annotation, cellular component: mitochondrion. The transcript has 9 exons. Bases 73 to 990 code for a protein of 305 amino acids. Gene Ontology annotation, molecular function: oxidoreductase activity; FAD binding.